CCAGCGCGUAUUCGUGGUUACUACACCAAUACACAGUUUAGGCAAAAUUCCGAAUCUCUUCAAGAUUUCUGGUCUCUUCUACAAGCUCUUCGGCAAAGGACGUGUUCGCCUGGUCAAGUUGCAUCCUCACAUCCAUAAUCGUUUACGAUUCCGUCAUCUCCACACAACAUCUCUCCGUGUCAAAUUUUCGGAGAAAUAGAAUAGGGACAACCUCUGGCGCAAAAGAAUAGGCCGAGGAAACAUACCAGGACAAGUGUCGAGUCAAGUAGAGGAAUAGGAUUCGGCGAGAGGCGAAACGAAAUAAGUUGGCUAUAAACUCGUUCUAGACACGACGCGCUCAGAACGACGGGCGAUCCAAUCUGACGAUCUGCAGUUCCGCCCAAUUCUUGAAAUAACGACAUAACCAGAGCAGAAACAUAUUACCGACACCAUGUUACCAAAUCCGAGCCUUUACGGUCAUCACCAAUACAACCCCCACGCCGAACAGCCAUGGAUGCACCAGCAGCCAAGUCACCAGCACCAGGCCCAGCAGGCUGCUGCUGUUGCUGCCGCUGCUCAGCAGCAGCACUACAAUAGACUGGCAGGCCAACACAACAGUGUCACGGCAAGCAUGAGUGCCUCUGUUGCCAGCCAUGUACAAGAGAACGGCCUAGAGAACGUAUCGGAGGACAACCGAAGAACCCUUACAUUCGUUGCUGAUCUGCUCAACGAGAACACACGGGAGGCUGCUCUGCUCGAGCUAAGCAAAAAGCGUGAGCAAGUGCCCGAAUUGGCGCUUAUCCUGUGGCAUUCAUUCGGCGUCAUGACUUCUCUCAUGCAAGAGAUUAUCUCAGUCUACAACCUUCUUAACCCCUCUCAGCUAACAGCUGCUGCUUCUAACCGAGUUUGCAACGCUCUUGCGCUCCUACAAUGUGUGGCAUCGCACAAUGACACAAGAACUUUGUUCUUGAAUGCUCACAUACCUCUCUUCCUCUACCCCUUUCUGAAUACAACGUCUAAAUCACGACCUUUCGAGUACCUCCGCUUAACCUCGCUUGGCGUGAUCGGCGCCCUAGUUAAGAACGAUUCUAGCGAGGUAAUCAACUUCCUCCUUACCACGGAGAUCAUUCCUCUUUGUCUGCGAAUCAUGGAGACAGGAUCCGAGCUUAGCAAGACGGUUGCCAUCUUCAUUGUGCAGAAGAUACUAUUGGAUGAUAAUGGUCUCAACUACAUCUGCGCCACUUACGAGCGCUUCUAUGCUGUUGGAACAGUUCUGAGCAACAUGGUUGCUCAGCUAGUUGAACAGCAGACCGCACGUCUUCUCAAGCACGUGGUGCGGUGCUUCCUUCGGUUGAGCGAUAAUGCGCGCGCCAGGGAAGCACUUCGCCAAUGCCUCCCCGAACCACUUCGCGAUGCCACUUUCAGUUCAGUACUUCGCGACGAUGCGGCAACUAAGCGUUGCCUAGCCCAGCUACUGAUUAAUCUCUCUGAUAAUGUAGUAGAGAGUAACAGUGCUCACGCAGGCCUAUGAAGUUCCGGAGACGUACGGACCAUAUAGGGUGCGGCUCAUCGUAUCCUACCAACCGCUUUAUGUACCUCUAAGAGCUAUUGAGGGACCUGUCAUCCUAUCCCGAUAAUAUGAGAGCCGCACUGACACGACCCUUUUCCCUAUUACAAGACGCCAAAAGAGAACAAAGCGUAUUCUAUCUGAAUACUACCGAACUCGCCGUUACUUGCUAUGUUUGGACCAUUUAUCUAUCGUUUAGUUAACUUGAAGGGCCUCACUGAAAGAGGCUCUCCCAUACUUCAGAUCCCACCAUCGGCCGCUGGAACAUCCUCCGGCUGCUCUGUUUGAUAGGCUGCGUCUGGAUAUUCUCCAGUUACAGCCUCGAUUCCGUUUUGCGAUCGACUAGGCAUCCUUCAUGAACUUACCCUCCAACAUCAACUCAUCGGAUGAGACCGACCAUCUCAUCCGCUACUCAGUCCUACUCAAUCUCUAACAUAUCCCGAUUUUAUAAUAUGAGUAAGGGGCCACGAUAAUCUUUGACUAUCCUAGCGAUUGUGACCAGUACACGAUCCGGAAGAUCCCUAUAUUUAAUUGUACCAUACCCAG
This is a messenger RNA of Annulohypoxylon truncatum, 2092 nucleotides long. RefSeq names its product cell differentiation protein rcd1. Gene Ontology annotation, biological process: mRNA catabolic process; negative regulation of translation. The coding region runs from base 431 to 1510 and encodes 359 amino acids. NCBI's taxonomy places the organism in Eukaryota, Fungi, Ascomycota, Sordariomycetes, Xylariales, Hypoxylaceae. Gene Ontology annotation, cellular component: P-body; CCR4-NOT core complex; CCR4-NOT complex. The record is from RefSeq and is a predicted model, not a curated record. The transcript has 3 exons.